This is a messenger RNA of Prorocentrum cordatum, 2613 nucleotides long. The record is from the annotation of a GenBank genome assembly. Lineage: Eukaryota; Dinophyceae; Prorocentrales; Prorocentraceae.
GAGAUUGUGGAUACUUUCGGAGAGCAGGCCGAGGCGCUGAUGGCAGAGGCAGGCAUCCCGCCUGGCGAGCCCGAGGGCGUCGACCACACGCCGACGGCUGCCCAGCUGGCUGGCGACGCGGCGGAGGAGGCAGCGGCGAUGCGCCCAGUGGAGCCGCGCGCCCGCUUGGCUGCGCAGCCAGAGCUGCUGGCCCUCGAGGCGCAGCAGGUUGAAGGGGAGGAGGCCAAGGCCGAUGUGGCCAGGAUCGAGCAGGCCAAGGCUGAGGCCAGGGCCGCGGCGUUCGAGCAGGCCAAGGCCGCGGCGCUGCAGGAGGCACAGGCCGAUGCGCUCCAUGAGGCCAGGCGCGAGGCGGCAGCCAAGGCCGUAGAGGAUGCGCUCGAGCAGGCCAAGGCCGAGGCGCUUCAGGAGGCCCAAGCCGAGAUCGAGCAGAUCAGGGCUCAGGCGCUGGAGCAGGCCAGAGACGAGGCGCUGCAGAAGGCCAAGGCCGAUGCGCUCGAGGCGGCGCAGCAGGCCAAGGCCGAGGCGAUUCAGCAGGCCAAGGCCGAGGCGCUUCAGCAGGCCAGGCUCCAGGUGGCAGCCGAGGCCGCGGAGGAGGUCGCGGAUGAAGCUGCCAAGAGGGAGAAGCAGAAGAAGAAACUCCACGGGGUGAUCGACUGCAAGGCGCGCAAGCGCCAGCGUGGUGGCGGCAUCAGCCCAGAUGACGAAGCCCAAGCCAUCAUCGAUGAGGCCGAGGCGAAGCGCCAGGCCACCAUGAUAUUCAACGAGCGCAAGCGCGUCAUGGCAAAGAAAUUGGCCUAUGAGCAGGAGGAGAAGGAGAAGGCUGAGGCGCUCACGCUGGAAGCUGAACUUGAUGAGUACGAGGCAAUGCGGAACCAGCGGUGGGAAGUCGCCUCAACUACCGCGAGCGACGACCGCAGGCUGAGUGGGUGUAACCAACAUGAUGUGGACACGGACUCUGAAUAUUCGGAGACGCCAUGUGUGCCAGAGUUGCCGACGUUCGAGUUCGCCAUGUCUGAGAGGGAAAAGGAGCAGCAAGCUAAAGAUAGGCUGGAUGAGCUUCACGAGGUGCCUUACCCCGACUCGGUCGACCAUGGCGACGUGCCUCAGCCGUCGCCGAUGACACCAGCGGCCACGAGCGUGCGGUCGGCGUCUUUGCCGCGCGCGGAGCCCCUUGCAGCGGGAGAGAGCAGUGGCUCCACGCCGCAGGCCUCCGCGCCCGCGCGGGAGACCGAAUCCCCCUGGGCGGCAGGCUCAGCGGCGGCUUACCCGCCAGCUCAGCCGCCCGCGCAGCCUCAGCCGCAGCCGGCGCAGCCCCCGCAGCCUGCCCCCGAUGCCCCCAUGGCGCCAGCGACUGACAAGGAGACUCUGAGGCAACAAGUGGUCCAGCAGAUGGAUCGCGUCAACGAUGCUGCGAAGGUUUUGGCAAGCUGCGCUCCCGAGAAGUUCGUCCUCGAGGACGCCGCGCAGAAAGCCGAGGUGUCGAUCUCGCAGCUGUACCACAGCGAUCUCGUUAGGAAGAUGAAAGCGCUGCAUCAGGCUGACCAGGAGCUCUCGAUGGAUGCAAAGCAGAAGGCCUUGGCGGAGGAAGACGUCUUCUGGGAGGGCAUGAAGGCGCACGAUUUCAAGUUCGGGACCGCCUGCACUUCAGGCAACAGCAUUGCGGGGCGCUGGGCUAGGGCCUUGAGAGCUGACGCUGCCUUGGCGGCAGAAUACCGUGCGAAGGAGGGGUACCUCCAGAAGGCCGACUUCCGCGCUGCUUGGGCAAAGGGCAAGUACGACAAACACCAGGUGGCCAGGGGCCGCUCUAAGGAUGAGAAGCAUUCGAAGUCUGAAAUCAGGAAUGGGACAUACGUGUCCCUGGGCCGCCUGGCAUGGCUCGAGGGCGGAGGUUCGAGCGGCAUGAAAAUUGCCGUUCGUUACGCGACGAACUGCGUGAUCAUGGGGGGCAUCUGGUGCUCGUGGGACGAGAUGGGUGAGGUCCUCAAAUAUCUGCACGUCCAGCACAGCGUCCGCGACGAGUUCAAGCGCUCCUGGAGGGCGUGGGAGGACUGGGCCGAGCAGCCGACUGCACAUGCUUCCGCGGAGGGCGACGCCGCGGCGCAGUCCGCGCCAGCCGCGACGCCCUCGCGCGCGGGAGGCGGCGGGGAUGGUGAUGGCGGCAUCCCAGCACGCGUCAUCUCGAGGAAGCCCGAUGACAACGGGAGGAAGUUCAAGGAGCUGAAGACCUCCUACCAGAAGGCCACCAGCGAGUGCAACACCAUCCUCAGGAUGGUGAAGUCCGACCCCGAUUGGUGCUGGGCCGACAACGACGUCAUGAUGGGCCCGUUGCGCAGCGCGGACAGCAAGGUUCACGAGAUCCUGAAGCAGGACCGCGACCUCGCCUCCUGCCUCGCUGGCCAGUUCGCGAACCUGAAGUCUACGCUCGGAGAUGAGAAAGUGCAGGCGGUCCUGGGUCGCGCCGUGUUCGCUCUGAAGGAGCCUGUCGAGGCGCUCGACCACGAGUGCCGCCUGCUGAUUGCUCAGCACAACAGCCGCGUGCGCCUGGUCUCUCUCCCUGAGAAGGCGAACCUUAAGAAGGCCAGGAAGGCCUCGAGCUCCCAUGGGAGUCGGUGA